Messenger RNA from Dicentrarchus labrax (European seabass), 2136 nucleotides. It is a transcript of the gene olig3, whose product is annotated as oligodendrocyte transcription factor 3. The transcript has a single exon. Lineage: Eukaryota; Metazoa; Chordata; Actinopteri; Moronidae. Bases 480 to 1361 code for a protein of 293 amino acids. The record is from RefSeq and is a predicted model, not a curated record. Gene Ontology annotation, molecular function: protein dimerization activity.
UGGCAGUGAAUGGUUGCGCACCGCGGUCACUGGGACAGUCAAAGCACACCGCCCCCUUUCUAACGGGCACGUCAUCCUCCUAACUAGGCGUUAUGAAUAGGAAAAGCCGCUUUUGUCUGCCUGCAUGUAUAAAUACCCACAAUCAGUGUCCUCCUCACCGCAGAGAUACAGAGACACUGAGAGAGAGAGAGAGAGAGAGAGAGAGAGAGAGAGAGAGAGAGACAGACAGAAAAGAGAGAAAGUCGGCAGAGGCAACGUGGUCACCGAUGUGAUAAGAAGGACAGGAGCGUGGGACAGGAGGGCUUCAGUCAACAUCAGGUGACUAGAGUGACUACAGGCUCCAGAAAGAGAGAGAGAGAGAGAGACGCAGAGAGAGAGUAAAAAGAAAGUGAGAGAGAGAGAGAGAGAGAGAGAGAGAGAGAGAGGGAGGAAGCCAGCAGCGACCUCCUACCCAAAAGUCUCGGAAGCGAACCCAUAAAAUGAAUUCAGACUCCAGCCCGAGCAGCAGAGCCUCUUCCCCGGACAUGGACGGCAUGUUUCUCCGAGACCAUCACCCGCACCACAGUCACCACCACCACCACCACCACCACGUCGGCUCCUCCGUGUCCUCGUCCACGCAGGGCGGCGGCGAGCAGCAGCGACAGAAGAUGAGCAGCGGCGACCACCUGCGCUCUGGAGACCCCAAGUCCGUGGAAAGCAGCAGCAGCAGCAGCAGCAGCAGCAGCAACAAGUUCAAACUGAAGAAACAAGUCACCGAGGAGGAAAUGUACCACCUCCGUCUAAAGAUCAACGGCCGGGAGAGGAAGCGCAUGCACGACCUCAACCUGGCCAUGGACGGCCUGCGCGAGGUGAUGCCCUACGCGCACGGGCCCUCGGUGCGGAAGUUGUCCAAGAUCGCCACGCUGCUUCUCGCCAGGAACUACAUCCUGAUGCUCACCAGCUCCUUGGAUGAGAUGAAGCGGCUGGUGGGGGAGAUUUACGGCGGGCAGCACUCAGCUUUCCACUGCGGCACCGUGGCGCACGCCGCCGGCGGACACGCUGGGGGCCCCGCCGCUGCAGCCGCUGCCGCAGCCGCCGCGGCGCACCAGGUGCACCCUCUCCUCGGGACCGCGCUGACUUCCUCCACGUCCUCCACCCUGUCGAGCGCGCUGCCGGGACUCACGUCUAUCCGAGCACCCCACUCCCUGAUGAAGGGCGCCCCGGCUGCGCCCCCGGCCCUGCAGCUGGGCUCCGGCUUCCAGCACUGGGCCGGACUCCCGUGUCCCUGCACCAUCUGCCAGGUGCCUCCUCCUCCACACAUCCCCAUCACCUCCACCGGCCUCACGAGACUCACAGUGGAGGGCAAAGACGGGAUGAAAUGAUGCCCGGUGUGGUGUGUGUGUGUGUGUGUGUGUGUGUGUGUGUGUGUGUGUGUGUGUGUGUGUGUGUGUGUGGGGGGGGACAGACGCGCAGAGACUGACUGUAAAUAGAGAAUUCAGGGCAUGAGGGUGGAUUUGGCCUCACUGGUGCAUGUUGUUGUUUAGUCUGUUUUCUUGUUUGGCGUAUGAGAAAAAGUGUUAUUUUCCUCCUUGUAACAAGGACUUAUAAUGACUGAUGAUUUUGCCAAUUGAAGGUAAAAUAAACAAGUUCUGUGUCAUGCAAAAAAAGAUGCCACGAUCCUCUUGUGUUUGAUUGAGUUUCAGUCUCACGCCACAAUGUGAAAGGUGGAGGAGGCUGCAUGAACAUUUUGAUUUAAGUUUUACAAUUUUUUUUCUGUAUCAGGCGUCAUUUUGUGAAAACGAAGAAUGCUCUGUGUGCCUUGUACCAAGGAUUUUAAACUUGAGUUCUAUAUGAAAAGACAUUUAUGUGUUUGGCUUAAAUGGUUCUGCCACCGCGGAAAUUUGUUUUCAAAUCUAAGUUUUUAGAUUUUUAUUUUGUGACUCAUUGUAUGUCCAUUUGUGCUCUGAUUUACUUUUUUUUUUUUUUUUGCAUGAUGGUGUACUUAUCACAGCAUGACUGUUUUUUUGCUGAACUGAAUUUGUUAUCCCCAGAGACCCCGUGUCUUUAUUUUUGUACAUUGUUGAUGACUGAUGAAAUAUUUAUUAUCGCCCAGCGUCCCUGGAUGAAAUUUCAAUAAAACUGAAAUUAUGGAUCAUA